AUGGAGCUUGGCCUUUAUGAAGAGGAGGAGGAAGAGGAAAUCGACACGGACAAUACCGAUGAAGAAGAGCCUCUUGAAGAACCUCUUGAAGAAUUUGGCUUUACUACAGCUACUGGGGGCGACUCUCCAUACCUUUCUCAUCUGUCUCCCAAUCAGACACUGUCUGCAUUGUCUGUGCCUGCCCACCAACAGCGGCAGCCACAUGUCGAACCUUCUCCAGAGGCUUCGUUUGAAACGUCUGAGCCUUCCCACGAGUUUGGCUAUGACCUGGAAUCAUCCAUGCGUUCGCCACUCAAGCGCAUUGUCUGUCCUAUUUGCUUGCAUACCUUUGCCAACAAAGCGAACUUCAAGCGCCACCAGCUUCUGCACUGGCCAGUAAGACGGAAGUUCCCCUGCUUCCUCUGCCCCAAGCAGUUCAACUGGCCCGAUGAUGUCAAGCGGCAUAUUCGCAGUGUGCAUCAACUCAAUGUGGACCCAAAGGGGCGCAAGCAGCCUCCGCCCAGCAUGGCAUUGUGA
Molecule: messenger RNA, 516 nt
Organism: Dermacentor silvarum
Lineage: Eukaryota; Metazoa; Arthropoda; Arachnida; Ixodida; Ixodidae
Product: zinc finger and BTB domain-containing protein 8A-like
Exons: 2
Coding region: 1-516 (171 amino acids)
Biological process (GO): regulation of gene expression
Cellular component (GO): nucleus
Source: RefSeq, a predicted model, not a curated record